Molecule: messenger RNA, 1104 nt
Organism: Microthlaspi erraticum
Lineage: Eukaryota; Viridiplantae; Streptophyta; Magnoliopsida; Brassicales; Brassicaceae
Source: the annotation of a GenBank genome assembly
AUGGAUCAUGCUGUCUCUUCUCUCCAGUGCUUCUUCUUAAUCCUAUGCCUAUCUCUAUUGGUUUGUUCUAACUCGGACAAUGGUUCCAAGUCAAGAAAGAAACCCAUUUUGAUAAACUUCGGCGAUUCAAACUCGGAUACCGGAGGAGUUCUCGCUGGCUCCGGACUUCCCAUUGGACUUCCUCAUGGCAUUACCUUCUUCCACAGAGGCACUGGUCGUCUCGGCGACGGUCGACUCAUCGUUGACUUUUUCUGUGAACAUUUAAAGAUGACGUAUUUGAGUCCAUAUUUAGACUCACUCUCACCAAAUUUCAAAAGAGGAGUCAAUUUUGCUGUCUCGGGCGCAACAGCACUUCCCGUAUUCUCCUUCCCUCUUGCCAUUCAAAUCCGUCAAUUCGUCCAUUUCAAAAAACGUUCUCAAGAACUUGUCUCUUCCGGGACAGGGAGAAGAGAUCUUAUUGAUGAAAAUGGGUUUAAAAACGCAUUGUACAUGAUCGAUAUCGGACAAAAUGAUCUUCUACUUGCUCUAUACGAUUCAAAUUUAACGUAUACAUCCGUUGCCGACAAAAUUCCCACCACGCUUGCUGAGAUUAAAAAGGCCAUUCAGACCGUAUAUUUAAACGGAGGGAGAAAGUUUUGGGUACAUAACACAGGCCCAUUGGGCUGUGCACCCAAAGAAUUGGCAAUUAACCCACACAACGAUUCGGAUCUUGACCCGAUUGGUUGUUUCCGGGUUCACAACGAAGUCGCAAAAGCCUUCAACAGAGGACUCUCUAGUCUCUGCGACGAAAUGAGAUCUCAAUUCAAAGACGCCACUCUCGUCUACGUUGAUAUUUACUCCAUCAAAUACAAACUCUCCGCCGAUUUCAAACGAUACGGAUUUGUGGAUCCGUUAAUGGCAUGUUGCGGUUAUGGAGGGAAGCCUAACAAUUACGAUCGAAAAGCCACGUGUGGUCAAUCCGGUUCAACUAUUUGUCGUGAUGUAACCAAAGCAAUUGUGUGGGAUGGAGUUCACUAUACCGAAGCUGCAAACCGGUUUGUCGUUGAUGCGGUUUUAACUAACCGAUACUCUUAUCCAAAGAUUCCCUUACACCGGUUUUGGUAG